AACAAAGUCAUCCAAUCACAAAAAAAUCUGAAGGGGAUUUUUGCUGUAUCUUGGCUCAGAUGGUGGUUCUCAGCACUGGUUAGUUGGUCCAGAUGUCGGAGGACCAGCGGCACCAGCGGGCCGAAGCCUCCCGACGGGGGGAGGGCAGCCUGGAGGCCGGGGAGGGUGACACCGAGCCCAGCAUGCUGCUGCAGAAACUCAAGAGCAACAUCUCUAAGAAUGUUCAGACCAAAGUGGAUCAGAUCCUGCAAGAUGUUCAGCGUUUCUCUGACAACGACAAGUUGUACCUGUACCUCCAGCUGCCCUCUGGACCCAGCUCUGGAGACAAGAGCGGCGGCGACUCGAGUUCUUUCAACACAGCCGACCAGCUUCACACCUGUAACUGGAUCCGCAGCCACCUGGAGGAGCAUUCAGACACCUGCCUGCCCAAACAGGAUGUCUAUGAGACAUACAAGAGAUACUGCGAGAACCUCCAGCAUCGUCCUCUGAGCGCCGCCAACUUCGGGAAGAUCAUCAGGGACAUUUUUCCCAACAUCAAGGCGAGACGGCUCGGUGGCAGAGGACAGUCCAAAUACUGUUACAGCGGCAUCAGGAGGAAGACGGUUCUCAACAUGCCUCUGCUGCCGAACCUGGACCUGAAGAACGACCCGGCGGAGCUCACCGAACUGGUCCAGACCUACAAACAGGAAGUGACGGAGGCGGCUUGCGAGCUGAUCUGUGAUUGGGCGCAGAAGAUCCUGAAGCGCUCGUUCGACACGGUGGUGGAGAUCGCUCGCUACCUGAUCCAGGAGCACAUCGUCAACCCUCGCUGCAGCCAGGCUGAGCUGGUGACCUCUGCAGCGCUCGCAGCAGGAGGUCCGGCUAAAACCCACAAAGUCAUCAAGAAGACUCCUGUGAUCUCCAAAGCUGACGGCGAUGGAGCUGCAGAUCAAAAGAAGGAAGCAGGAGAUUCGUCUUCCUCGUCCUCGGUGAAGCCGCCUGGAGACAAAUCUGCCGGAGCGGCCAAACCUUCCUCACUGGACGCUCCACCUCCAUCCUCCUCCUCCUCCUCUUCCUCUUCCUCCUCGUCUCUGCGUCCUGCGGUGGAGGCCUUCAUUAAGCAGUUACCCAGAAUCCUUCCUCGGAGCUCCCUCCCUGAUAAGACCCUCUCUGUGCGCUCCUCUCCGCCCUCGUUGGCUCCCAAAGACGCUUCUGGAGUUGGAGGAGCUUCUGGACCCGGAGGUCCAGCUGCUGCCGCUGCCGCCAGCGGUGGGGGGGUUAAAGUCAUCUCCAUAGCAACGCUGCCCCAGCAGCAGGGCGGGCCCGUCCCGCUGAUGAUCCUGCCUCAGAGCUGUCUGUCCUACGACAGGGAGAAGGUGGCCCCGCCUCCUGCUCCUCCACCUCCUCAGCAGCAGCACACCCCUGCAGCCCCCACCUCCGUGGUCCAGAAGGCCCGAGGGAGCGGCAGCAAGCGCCCCCUGGAGGCCGUGACGUCAGGCGGCGGCGCUGUGAGCGGGUCUGGUGGAUCUACCUCCAGCGCUCCUCCAGUGAAACGGAAACGAGGACGACCGAGGAAACCUCGCCCUGAAGACUCCCUCCCUGCUCCUCCUGCUGCUCUCCCCCCUCCGCCUCCCCCCACCGCUCCUCCCUCUCACCCUCCCAUCAUCACUUCCAUCACCGGCGGCGUCAUCCAGAAGGCCUCCUCCUCCUCCACGUCCUCCUCCUCCCAGCCGGUGCUGGAGCUGGUGCUCCAGGAGCAGCCGGGGCUGGUUCUGAGUCAGCUGCCGACGGACCCGGCCCACCGGCUGGUGGAGCACCGCGGCGUGGUGGUGCAGUGCCAGCCGGGCGGGGCGGCCGAGCCGGACCGCCACGGCAGGCCGCUGCUGCUGUUCCAGAGUCCGGGGAACCCGAGCUGGGAGCUGGCGGCGUCGGGACGGACGCCGAUGGUGGAGGUGAUCCAGAAAGCUCCCAGACCGAGCAACAACAACAGCAGCAGCGCUCCUCCGCCUGCAGCCCACCUCCACCCGCCCGCCCUGCCCCUGCCCACGGUGCACGAGGACCGGGCCGAGGUGGAGAUCACGCUGACGCCGGUGGAGGUGCACAUCAGCCCGCCUCCUCCCCCCUCCUCUGCUGCUCCCGUCGCCUCCCCGUCCGUCUCCUCCGCCUUAGCGGUGAAGAUGGACGAGGAGGGAGGAGAGAGCAGCACCUCCUCCAACAGGGAGGGACUCUAGUGUUUUUAUCAGCUUUACCUCACCUGCAGUAAACCCUCCCCCUCGCCUCUCCUCUUCCCUGUUGGUGGAAAUCCCAGAUUGGCGUCGGCAGAUAGCCAAUCGAGGAGGAUAAAUGAAGCCAAAACUUCGCCACGCUGUCCUUCAUCGGCUCCAUCGCCAUGGAAACAGACUGGACGCUGUUAAACCUGCAUGUGUGUCUGUGUGUGUGUCGCCUGCAGCUCCUCACCGUCCUCCUCCUUCCUUCACUGCUUCCUCCUCGCCUCCUCCUGUCUUUGGUCAUCCGCUGCUUCGCUUCACAUCAGAAAAUAACACAGAUAAAGAAAAGAUGAAGGAAGGAGGGGAGAGGAGGAACAGUGAGUUCAGUGUUGGAUCAGGUGGAGUCGGUAGAUACAGUAGGUACUUACGGGUCAGAGCCUUGUGAAGGUUCUCUGUGCUAAAUAUGAAAAACCUCUUUAACGGAGCUCAGCGUCGAUUCACCUCCACCUCGCUGGAACAUCAGCCAAACAGAAACGCAGUGAAGGUGAACCGACGCUCGGCUCCUCUGUUCUAAACAGCUUUGUGUUUUUAUCUGUCAGUUCCAUGUUUCUGAUCGUGUGUGUGUUCGAGAGAGAAAGAGAGAAAAAUCUAAAUCACUCUAAAUAUCAUGUCCUGUAAAAUGAGCCAUCUCAUAUAGAAUUAGAUACACGGAAAUGAGACUUUAUUUAUUGCUCCGGGCUUUUAUUUUGCAAAAAACAUUUGCUGGUCAACAACAGUAAAUCGGAAAUUAUAAAAUUAUUUUACUUAAAAUUGAGCAAAGACUCAAAAACACCGAAUUGUCAGGUCUGUUUGUCCAAUCAGCAGGACUUGGGUAUCCUUUGAAAUACUUAUUUGAAUUCUUCUUUUUUUAUCUUUUAAAAUAAUUUGAACUCUAACAUUGAUCGCAAAUUGUUAUUUUACCAUUUAUAUUCACCAACAAGACUGUAAGAUGCUUCCAAGUUAUUUCAGUUUGAGCUGCAGGAGGAAAAAGAACUAAAUUUAAGUUUCCUCCUGUCGCUCUUCCAUCUCCAUUCUUUUCUAGACUUCAUCUGAGAUUUUAACCCUCAAAUUCCUCCAUCUAACCAGUCUUUGUGGCUUUAAAUAUUUUCAAUUCAGGACCUUUUAUUUAUCACAAACAAAAGGUCUGGAAUUGAGAAUAUUUAAAGUAACACAGACUGGUUAGAUGGAGGAAUUUGAGGGUUAAAAUCUUGAAUGAAGCCACAAAUUAUUUUUGACCUGUAGCUUUUUUAGGUCUAGAAAAGAAGGGAGAUGGAAGAGCGACAAGAGGGAAAUUAAGUUCUCUGUUUUUUCCUCCAGUUUUCUGCCUCCUGCAGCUUAAACUGGGGGAAAAACAGAAUUUAAGUUUCCUCCUGUACCUUUAAUCAAUUUUAAAUAUUCUCUCAUGAUCGGUUAAAGAUCUGGCUUAAAACACGAGCUAGAUUGUAUUUCUGAAAGCAGAUUCUGAAUCCACCCAGAUGCUGUGAUACCCGGUCCUGAUGAUCCUAACCAGACCCGACAGUGUCUUAAACUCUGUCAUCCGUUCAGAGCCUUUCGAUCAGCCAAACCCACUGGGAGACAAAUGUGAGUUACUACGGAGAUGAUUUGUGUUGCUGUGCUGGUCUGAUGAGCUGAACCCGACCAGAGUUCAUCUUUCAGCUCAGAUACAAAGAGCAAAGCACAAAGUUAGCCGCCACGUAGCGCUAACACACACUAACAUGCAGUAAACCUAAGUGUUUGUGUAGAAUUAGCUCCUGUAGCACCUUGGAUAGCCUGGUAGCUGGCUUAGCUGUCAUUGUUUGUCGCCAUGCACCCUUUGCACUAAUUUCUGCCACCUUUUCAUAACGAUGCCACAUCAGCAAUGUGACACGACCACGCUGACGUCCCUCCGCCUCGUCCUCAGAUCGGUUCUUUACUCAAAACAAGUCUGAAAAGUAGAAAUCCAACAGUUCUUCUGCAGCAGGAGAAGCUUUAGAGUUCAAAGCAGCAAACAAGAUAUCAAAAUAGACCAAACACAAACUCUUAUCUUUGAAAUAAAUCACUCUAUUUUAGUUUUCAUGCAUUUGAAUUCACACCCUGAUCUGCGUUCAGUGUCAAAUACCUGCGUUUGUUCUGGAAGAGGUCAUUAAAAACUGUCCCUUCAGUGGAAAUCAAAGCUUAAACAACUGAUUGAUUUAUUGAUUGAUUAGCAGAUGAUCAGCGUUGACUGUGAAGCUUUAAGAAAUGACAAUGGAUGUAUAAAAAAAUCCAUAUAUUGUUGAGAUUAAUUAAUAUUACGAAAAAUUUGCAUUGAAUUGCAGUUUCUCUUCACAGUUAAUCAAUCACUUCAAUGAGUGUUUUAUUCCAUCAAAUGGUUAAAAAAAAUAGAUUUUAUUAUUCUGAUUAUUUUUUAAGUGUUUUGUUCCAUCAAAUGGUAAAAAGUGUGAUUCCAAUAUUUUGUUGAAAUAUUUAUUAAUUCAAAAAUGAAGCGAUUCAUUAUCAGAAUAGUCGACUGAUUUUCUGUCGGUCAGCUAGUUUCUUAUCUAAACAGAAAAUGAGCCUGCAACAAUUUAGCUGAGUUACUGAACUAUUAAAUACAUUUUUAAGAUAUAAAAAGCGAAAUACUCACUCUCAAAAGCGAGAAUUUGUGUGUUAUCAUGGUCUUACAUGACUGUAAAUGUAGUACUUAGUUUGGAAUGUUGUUACACAAAACAUUUGUCGGGUUUAAUCCAGAUGCUGUGACAGUUGUUAUUCAUUGACUAAAUAAUCAGUCAGUUGAUCCAGAUAAUAUUUAGAAGUAAAAUAUUCUUAAAUAGGUUGUAGCCCUACGAAGUAACGUGAAUUUAAGUCGUAGCUGAGAAGCAGCAGGACCUCCUUCUUCUUCUUCUCUGUUGGUUGCUGACGGAGGCGUUUGAUUCUGCGUCGUCAUGGAAAUGUCACAUUGCUGAGGUUUUCUUCUUUGCCUCUGCUGAACGACGUCCCGCUCCAUGCGAGGACGCCUUCUUCAUCGUUGGUGCUACAGACGGCAGGACGUGUCCUCGCUGUGUCCUCCUGUAUAAAGCCCUGUCUGCUGGUGUGAAUGAGUGUGUGUCGUCGUUUCCCUCCGUCCUGUGACAACGAGCGCUUCGGGUCAGUUAAAGGGACGCUCAAAAAUUCUGACUGUUAAAACGUUGCAUGAUGGGAACGUGAGCUUUAGCACUUUGCAGUUUGGUCUAAAGGCUCGCCCACAAUGUGUAAUUAAAGGAGCACCAGGAAAGCUGGAAGUCGUUUUUUAUGUGAAGUGCCAAAACGUUUCCACCUGGUGGAAAAACACAACGGAGCCCCUUUAACCGCCGAGCCUCCGCUCUGUUCAGACAGAACUAAUGUUGCACUGUUGAAUCUAAAACAAGAGGAAGUGUGUGUAUGUUAUGGAUUUAUUGUUAUAUGCAUUGAAAACAUACAUUGACGAGUAUUUAUGAGUGAUGUAAACAUUGUGCUUUAUGCUUGCACUCGGUGAGAAGCUGACCAGCCGCGUCGGCUUUAUUUUUUAUGGCAGAAAUUUGGUCAAAAUAAUAAUAAUCCUUGUUUAAAGUGAUGAGCAGAGAGUUUAGCAGUAUGAAUAAAAUACGUUGUGUUAACGUCACAGUAACUGGAGGGAUGUGGAGGGACGAGCUGGUCGAAGCAACAUUUCACUUUGUUGGGUGUUUUUACUUACAGCAAACAGAAGGAAGUGUUUACUGGAGUCCAAUGACUUUAGUCAGACCCCAAAACCUGCAGAUUAAAACUUACAUGUGCAGAAAAUCAGCGUUUAAUUUUCUUGAAUCCACGUUGAUUCAGUCCAGCAGCAGCCAAGCAGGAUCUAAAUGUUUGUCAAGACUUCAGGACUUGGACUUCACUGGUUCUUGAUGGGACUUUAGGACUUGAUUUGAAACUGGUUUUUAACUUGUUACUUCUGACAUUGGAGAAGUUGUUUAAGUUUCUGCUAGACAACAGAGCUGGUGUUUAGCUUGAUCUGGUUAAACUUGGACUCAGUCUGAAACCUGCUGGUCUUGACUUGGGACUUGCUGGUUUUGAUUCCAGCAUAACUCCAGCUUUGUUAGUCUUAGCUAGAGACUUGGUGAUUGACUUGCUGUUAGGACUGUUUAAUGAUACGACAAUCUCUGUUUGAACUUGGCUCUGGACUUGCUGGUCUUGACUGAUGAGAGGAACUGAUUUUGGUGGUCUUAAACUGGCACUUGCUGGUCCUAACUUAGGACUAGGUGAUUGUGACUCCAUAGUUCGUAGUCCUGACUUGGUAGUUGAUGAUCUUGGAAGUUCUCUGAGGCCUGAAUGCUUCCAGGUUUCUGCUGGUCUGAACCAACUCUCCGGAAAACGUUUCCUGCCAGGUUGUCCAACAAGCUGCUGUCACUCAACAUCGUUCUCAUGACUGUGAGACAGAUUCCAGAUGCUUUUAUUUUGGUUAGAAGGUGCGGUGAUGUCCGUCACCGGUACAGAAACUCUCCAUAGACGAUACUGGACUCAGGUUUGAUCUAAGACUUGUCCUCAAAGUGAAAUGUUGCUUUUGGGGGUCUACAGUUAAUGUAAAAAUAUCAGACAGCUGUUUCCCCCUGUAGGAUCUGCUGGAUUAAACUGGACUAAACUGGUCAAACUGGGAAAUGUGACAAAAAUCUAGAAGUAGUUUGAAAAGGGUUUGGUUGGAUUUGGGGGUCAUGAGGACUCAUUUUGGACCAUCUGCAAUGUUUCCCAUGGACAAAGGUUGGAAAAAAGACUUUUGUGGACAUGAAACCCGGUUUUGUCCAGUUUGGCUUUGUAACUGGGUGCACUGGGCCUUCUGGACAUCGACAGUUUUCUUUAGUUGCUCUAGAAAUAUUUGGAACGAGAAGAUCUGAAAAAAGAUUUAUGAAAACUCCUAGGCAAAACUCGACCAGUCUGGUUCAGAAACUGGAAGAAUCUGCAAGUUCAGGAUUGUUUUUUAAGUCAUGUUCGUGAAAUGGUUCAGAGCAAGUCAUUGAUGGAGACUGGUCCCCGGUUUGACUCUAAACUGGUCUAACUGAGCCAGUGAAACAUGGAGAGUUCCCUUCAGGACGCGUGUGAACAUUUAGAGAAUUGAUCCGAUUGCAGUAACUGGACGUGUGCGGUGAAGUUACUGAAGGAGUUUGGGAGAUGGUUCGUCCUGCCGUGUUUUAGUUGGGACUUUGGCCGGAAUGAAUGAAUCCCUAAAGAAACUGAAAGAUUAGCUGCGUUGUGAAAACUGGGAAAUGAAAACAGUGAGUUGUUGCUAUAAACUCCAGUUUUUGGCUCAGUUAGUCACUAAACUAGAACAACUGGAUGAGGAUUUUCAGUUGUUUGAUCACUUGGAAUAAGCCUGAACAGUCGGUAGCUCUCUGAAGGUGAAGAUCCAGAAGGACAGGAAGUCUUACGAAGGCUCAGAUCUGUUGGGUCGACUGGUAGAACCGGACGUCUGGAGUUUCCUGUAGAACCUGUUACAACAUCAGCAAAAGUCAACAGAACUAUGACAGUUAAGACCUAAAAAAUGAUUCGGAACAAGUCAGUGAAGGCAAUAAACCUUCCAGUUUGGUCCAGUUUGGCCCAGUUUGGUCCAGUUUGGUGAACUGGAUAUCAAGGUUGGGGGCAUCUGUGGGAAUCUUUCACUGUGGAGCCGAGGUGCUCAAACAAACAAACACAAACGGGUCAGAUAAUCAAAGAUAAAGGAUCGAGAUUCGGGUAGCGGUGAGUCGACCUGAAGGAUCAGACUCCAUGACACAACGUUCUCUGAUGUCACUUCCUGUCGUGGAUCUGUUUGAAGGUGCCAUUGGUUUUUUACUUCAACUUCUCAAUUAGUUGGUAGAAUGACUAAAUAAAUGUUUCUAAAACAUUA
This is a messenger RNA of Amphiprion ocellaris (clown anemonefish), 8058 nucleotides long. RefSeq names its product regulatory factor X, 5 (gene rfx5). Bases 93 to 2210 code for a protein of 705 amino acids. Lineage: Eukaryota; Metazoa; Chordata; Actinopteri; Pomacentridae. The record is from RefSeq and is a predicted model, not a curated record. Gene Ontology annotation, biological process: regulation of transcription by RNA polymerase II. The transcript is spliced from 11 exons. Gene Ontology annotation, molecular function: RNA polymerase II cis-regulatory region sequence-specific DNA binding; DNA-binding transcription factor activity, RNA polymerase II-specific.